AUGGGUGGCUCACUAUCACGUAUGUGGUCUUUCUUCUGGACCAAGAAGGAGAUCCGAAUUCUUAUUCUGGGCCUUGACAAUGCUGGAAAAACUACGCUUCUUUACAGGCUCAAGAUCGGUGAAGUUGUUACCACAAUACCAACCAUUGGAUUCAACGUCGAGUCGGUGACGUACAGGAAUCUGAAUUUCAACGUCUGGGAUCUUGGAGGUCAAACAUCUAUUCGACCAUACUGGCGCUGCUACUACGCCAACACUGCUGCCGUUAUCUUCGUCAUUGACUCGACAGAUAUAGAGCGACUCGGUACCGCUGCGGACGAACUUGCGACUAUGCUAAAUGAAGAGGAACUCCGUGAUGCGGCUCUAUUGGUGUUCGCCAACAAACAAGAUCAACCAGGUGCCAAGGGUGCGGGAGAGAUCUCGGAGGCCUUGAAGCUGGGAGAACUGCGCGAUAGGAAUUGGAGCAUCGUAGCAUGUUCCGCCAUCGACGGCAAAGGUCUUGACGAAGGCAUGGAUUGGUUGGUUCAAACUCUUCAAUCGGAGAACGCAUAA
Molecule: messenger RNA, 549 nt
Organism: Aspergillus clavatus NRRL 1
Lineage: Eukaryota; Fungi; Ascomycota; Eurotiomycetes; Eurotiales; Aspergillaceae
Product: ADP-ribosylation factor family protein
Exons: 5
Coding region: 1-549 (182 amino acids)
Biological process (GO): vesicle-mediated transport; intracellular protein transport
Cellular component (GO): cytoplasm; Golgi apparatus
Molecular function (GO): GTPase activity; GTP binding
Source: RefSeq, a predicted model, not a curated record